Etheostoma spectabile (orangethroat darter) is the source of this 4496-nucleotide messenger RNA. RefSeq names its product ATPase phospholipid transporting 9A (gene atp9a). NCBI's taxonomy places the organism in Eukaryota, Metazoa, Chordata, Actinopteri, Perciformes, Percidae. The record is from RefSeq and is a predicted model, not a curated record. Gene Ontology annotation, cellular component: endosome; trans-Golgi network; plasma membrane. Gene Ontology annotation, biological process: phospholipid translocation; endocytosis; retrograde vesicle-mediated transport, Golgi to endoplasmic reticulum. The transcript has 28 exons. Gene Ontology annotation, molecular function: ATP hydrolysis activity; ATP binding; ATPase-coupled intramembrane lipid carrier activity. The coding region runs from base 129 to 3269 and encodes 1046 amino acids.
CCAGCAGCAGCGCUAACCUGCUGACUGGGGAGCCGUCCUGUGUGACUGACAGCUGGGAAGCCUCCGCCCAGAACCGCGCUACAGCCAGGCUGCCUCCCAGCCUCCACCCGCUACCAGGAGCUGCAGGAAUGACCGAUAAUAUCCCCUUACAACCCGUGAGACGGCCGAAAAGACACGACGGUAAACACAGAAAUGGGUGCUGCCCGUGGUCGAGAUGCUGUGGCAUGGGGGACUUCCGUCCCCGCACCGUGUGGCUCGGCCACCCAGAAAAGAGGGAGCAGAGGUACCCAAGGAAUGUCAUUAACAACCAGAAGUACAACUUCUUCACCUUCCUGCCUGCGGUGCUGUUCCAUCAGUUCAAGUACUUCUACAACUUGUACUUUUUGCUUUUAGCGUGCUCUCAAUUUAUCAAUGAGCUACGCUUGGGUGCACUCUACACCUACUGGGUCCCUCUGGGUCUUGUUUUGGCUAUUACCAUCAUUAGAGAGGCGGUUGAAGAAAUAAGAUGCUACCUUCGAGACAAAGAAAUGAACUCUCAGAUUUACAGCAAGCUUUCAACAAGAGGCACGGUGAAGGUGAAAAGCAGCGGCAUUCAAGUUGGAGAUCUUAUAAUUGUGGAAAAGAACCAGCGUGUUCCUGCUGACAUGAUCUUUUUAAGGACCUCUGAAAGAAAUGGAUCCUGUUUCCUGCGAACUGACCAGCUGGAUGGAGAGACGGACUGGAAACUACGCCUCCCAGUGGCCUGCACACAGAGACUGCCAACCGCUGCUGACCUUCUACAAAUCAGAUCAUAUGUGUACGCAGAAGAACCAAACAUCGAUAUCCAUAACUUUAUUGGAACUUUCACCAGGGAAGAUGGAGACCCCCCAGUCAAUGAAAGUCUCAGCAUUGAGAACACCCUGUGGGCCAGCACCGUUGUUGCCUCCGGCACAGUGGUGGGGGUUGUGAUUUACACAGGCAAGGAGCUGCGCAGUGUCAUGAACACCUCCAACCCAAGGCACAAGGUGGGUUUGUUUGACUUGGAAGUGAACUGUUUGACCAAGAUCCUGUUUGGGGCCCUUGUGGUGGUGUCGCUGGUCAUGGUGGCCCUGCAGCACUUUGCCGGCCGUUGGUACCUCCAGAUCGUUCGCUUCCUGCUGCUCUUCUCUAACAUUGUGCCGAUCAGUUUGCGUGUCAACCUGGAUAUGGGGAAGAUGGUUUUCAGUUGGAUGAUUAAGAAAGACUCUAAGAUCCCUGGGACGAUGGUGAGGGCGAGCACCAUACCUGAACAGCUUGGACGCAUCUCCUACCUGCUGACUGACAAAACAGGAACUCUUACUCUGAACGAAAUGGUGUUCAGGCGCCUCCAUCUUGGAACGGUGGCAUAUGGGAUGGACUCAAUGGAUGAAGUACAGAGCCAUGUGUUCAGCGCCUACACACAGCCCAGCCAUGACCUUCCGGCCUCCAGGGCUCCAGCAGCCACCAAGGUCCGCAAGACCAUCAGCAGCAGAGUUCAUGAGGCGGUGAAGGCCAUCGCCCUGGUGCACAACGUGACUCCCGUGUACGAGGCCAACGGUGUGACGGACCAGGCCGAGGCGGAGCAGCACUAUGAAGACACAUGCAGGGUUUACCAGGCCUCCAGCCCAGAUGAGGUGUCGCUAGUGCAGUGGACAGAGAGUGUCGGUCUGACACUGGUAGGAAGAGACCAGUCCUCCAUGCAGCUGCGGACCCCUACUGGACAAAUCCUGAACUUCACCAUCCUGCAGAUAUUCCCCUUCACCUAUGAGAGCAAGAGGAUGGGCAUCAUAGUGCGAGAUGAGUCUACAGGAGAAAUCACAUUCUACAUGAAGGGUGCCGACGUGGUGAUGGCAACUAUAGUCCAGUACAAUGACUGGCUGGAAGAGGAGUGCGGGAACAUGGCGAGGGAAGGCCUGAGGGUCCUUGUGGUCUCAAAGAAGUCCCUGACAGAGGAGCAGUAUCAGGAUUUUGAGGCCCGGUACGUCCAGGCCAAGCUCAGCGUCCAUGACCGCUCACUAAAGGUGGCCACUGUGAUUGAGAGUCUGGAGAUGGAGAUGGAGCUGCUGUGUCUGACUGGGGUGGAGGACCAGCUCCAGACGGAUGUGAGGCCAACCCUGGAGAUCCUCCGCAACGCAGGCAUCAAGGUGUGGAUGCUGACAGGAGACAAGCUUGAAACGGCCACAUGCACCGCUAAGAACGCCCAUCUGAUCACCCGCAACCAGGACAUCCAUAUCUUCAGACCCGUAACAACACGAGGGGAAGCCCACCUGGAGCUCAACGCUUUCAGGAGAAAACACGACUGCGCGCUCGUGAUAUCAGGGGACUCGCUUGAGGUCUGUCUGAAGUACUACGAGUACGAGUUCAUGGAGCUUGCAUGCCAGUGUCCCGCUGUGGUUUGCUGCCGGUGCACCCCAACUCAGAAGGCUCAGAUAGUCCGGCUGCUGCAAGAGCGCACAGGAAAACUCACCUGCGCUGUAGGGGACGGAGGAAACGAUGUCAGCAUGAUCCAGGAAGCCGACUGUGGCGUGGGAGUGGAGGGAAAAGAAGGAAAGCAGGCCUCGCUGGCCGCUGACUUCUCCGUGACUCAGUUCAAACAUUUAGGUCGUCUCCUCAUGGUCCACGGGCGGAACAGCUACAAAAGGUCCGCAGCCCUCAGCCAGUUCGUCAUCCACAGGAGCCUGUGCAUCAGCACCAUGCAGGCGGUCUUCUCCUCUGUUUUCUACUUUGCCUCAGUCCCACUCUACCAAGGAUUCCUGAUUAUUGGCUACUCCACUAUCUACACCAUGUUCCCUGUCUUCUCCCUGGUGUUGGACAAAGAUGUUAAGUCAGAGGUUGCCAUGUUAUACCCAGAAUUAUACAAAGAUCUCUUGAAGGGCCGACCGCUAUCAUUCAAGACAUUUCUAAUAUGGGUCCUAAUAAGUAUCUAUCAAGGGAGCAUCAUCAUGUACGGGGCGUUGCUGCUCUUCGAGUCCGAGUUCGUCCAUAUCGUUGCCAUUUCCUUCACCUCCCUGAUCCUGACGGAGCUGCUGAUGGUGGCCCUCACCAUCCAGACGUGGCACUGGCUCAUGAUAGUGGGCGAGCUCCUGAGCUUGGCCUGCUACGUUGCCUCGCUCGUCUUCCUGCACGAGUUCAUUGACGUCUACUUCAUCACCACGGUGUCGUUCCUGUGGAAGGUGACGGUCAUCACGCUGGUGAGCUGUCUGCCUCUGUACAUCCUCAAGUACCUGCGCAGACGCUUCUCCCCGCCCAGCUACUCCAAGCUGACCACUUAAAGACUGAGAGGAGACGGCUGGGGAAACGGAAAGGCGUCCCCUGACAGCAAGUCAAACAUGGAUUCAUCCCUUUUUUAAUUUGUUCUGAAAAGUACCACAUGGAAAUGCGAAAGACGGACAACUUUGUCAGGGACAGGUUGCUUGCUACACGUGUUUGAUGCAAAGACUAACUGAUGAUUUCUCAAUGUGGAGAUACACCUGCAGUGAAUUGUAGGUUGGUAGUUAGUUAACCCGAGCAUAAAAUGCAUCCUGAACAGAAAUGUAAAUAUGUAAUGUAUAAAAAUGCUGCUGUUUAGCUUAGUGUGUGAUCAAUUAAGGAACAGAAUCAGUUCAGUAAAUUAUGACGAUAUUAGAUCCGGUUUGUUUUAUGUCAAAAAUGAUAUCAAGGGAAGUAACUGGAAAAGUUGGGGGUCUCACCCGGCUCUGUAGACAUAUCAUUUUAGCUGGAAAUACAUUUUCUCUGGUUUCCAGUUCCAUCUGAAAUUAGUCAAAGCGUUUCCAUUGUUGGAAGCUGAAAUUGACGUAGCAUUCUCACUCAGGAUUUGAUUCCCACUCUCCUCAAACUUAUUUUGAAAAUGGAGUUUAAGAACUAUAUAGCGAACAAAAAGAGUAGACUUUGCAUAAAGCACACGUCUGCAAGUUUGUGUACUUGUUUGUGCGUCACGGCCGAUGUUCCAGGCCGACACAGCGGAGGUGGCGUGGUGGUUUAUUUUAGCAUGAACCAUGGUGUCUGGUAUUAAAUCCGUCUUUGUUUCUUGGUCAGACCUAGAGGUUGUUGGUGUUUGUGGAGCGCGGUCAGAACAGCCACAAAAGGACUCUUGGUUUAUUUGCAGUCCAAACCUUCGGCGGGGCUCCCGACGGCCCCUCAUGUGGCUGCUCGGCUGCUCGGCACCAGGCCCCACUUUGCAUUCAGCAUUGCAUGAUGACUCACUCUAACGGUGACCUAAAGCCAUAAGUGAAAAUAACCCUGCGACCCGAGUUCAGCUGCCCCCCCUUUUAUGUGGUCUAAUCCAUUGCUCACUUCAACUAACCCCCACAGUUCAGCUGGGAUAGAAAAAAGGGAUCAGAUCUCCCCUCAGUAAAAAUCCAAUGUGAACAUUGGAUAUGAUACCACAGCUCAUAUUUCAAUUUGCUGGUGGAGAUGCUGUAAAUAAUCACCAACUAACACAAUAACAUGGCUACACUCACUUAUUUCAAGUGACUUGGAAAAAGGAUUUCAAUUGAGUU